Penaeus chinensis is the source of this 4269-nucleotide messenger RNA. RefSeq names its product aprataxin and PNK-like factor. Gene Ontology annotation, cellular component: nucleus; site of double-strand break. Gene Ontology annotation, molecular function: protein binding; DNA-(apurinic or apyrimidinic site) endonuclease activity; 3'-5' exonuclease activity. Gene Ontology annotation, biological process: double-strand break repair. Lineage: Eukaryota; Metazoa; Arthropoda; Malacostraca; Decapoda; Penaeidae. The record is from RefSeq and is a predicted model, not a curated record.
AGAGGGGGUUGUUCUGAGUGAACGCAGCGUGCCAAGCAACGCCUCCUGACAUGUUGAUACGAGAAAUAAGAGGAAAAUAAAAAAUAGUUGAUAAUAAAAGUACGCGGAAGAUAAAAAGACUUUCGAGUUCCCGAACCGAGUUACUAUCAAGAAGAAGUUGCUGAGAGAAGACGUAUCAGCUGAUUCUCUGUGAUAAGAUAUUUAGAAAACACCAACAAUGGCCAACAAAAUGGAACCAUUGGAAGUUUUAUCUCGUUCCGCGUCUAGCUUCCUGUGACUGGCGAUGGGUGGCUUGGUAUUUGAAAUGCAAUAUUGUCAUGGUACAGUGCUGUAGCCUCUCACAGCAACAACCAAACUUCCAGCACAUAUGAUUUGAAACUCCUUGCCAGCAUGAGUGUCUCUCUAGUUCGAGUAGCUGGCCCGGGCGAGGAUGAGAGAAUUAUUGAUCAGAGUAACUUCAAGAUUCCUUUGACUCUUCCAGCUAUACUAGGGAGAGGAUCUUUAUUGAAGUGUGGCGAGAGAAAGCUGUCAAGACGCCAUGCAUGCCUUGACUGGGAUGAUGAUGAUCUUCUAUUAACCUCAACACAUCAGAACCCAACCUAUGUGUUAGUUGGAGGUGAAGAGAAGCAGUUGACGAGUGGCGAUUCUGCCCAGCUCUCACAUGGAGACCAGUUUGGGCUGAUGCAGAAUGGCUUUUGGUUCAGGCUUAAUCUCAGCAGUGUCAAUGCAGAGACAGACAAGUCUCCCAGUGACACAUCAGCAAACAAGAACACAAGCAAGGAUGCUGAUGAGGAAGAGGCAGCAGGCCAGAGUAAAGACAUUGUAGAAAAUGGUCAAGACGAAGCAGCUGAGUCCAGUUCAAAGACAGAGGAAAGCAAUGGAAUUAAUAACAAUUUGGAAGAUAAUGUCGCAAAGGAGAAGGAGGAAGAGGAAGAGGUAGAGAAAAGCAAUAAAGAUGAAGAAAAGGAAGCAGCAGAAACAGUAGAAAAAAAAUCCAAGGAUGUCCAAAAUGGCUGCUCAGAUCUCAAAGAUUCAAAUGGUUCAGAAGAUGCCUCUCCACAAGGCAAAGUAGCUCAGGACAUACAGGCAGCAGUGUCUCCAAGAAAGAGGAAUCUACCCUCAUGGCUUUUAAAGGCCAGCACAAAGAAAUCAGAGGAAAAGGAGACUGCCCAGACUACAAAGAGUACACAUGGAGGUGACAAGAAGCGCACAACCAAUGCAAAGCGCAAACAACCUGAUGCUUCUGAAGAUACACCAUCAAAGGUUAAAAGACAAGCUGUGGGUGAUGAAGAUACCACUCCAAAACAGAAAGCAAAAUCACCUGCCAAACCAAAGCUGUCAAAGCUCCAUGAUGUGAGUGACGAAAGUAGUGAUGACGGCCAGAGCAACCAGCAGAAGAGGACCAACCAGAGCACCCCAAGGAAAGGCAGAAAGCAGACCCCCAGUCCCAGAAAGAGUCCGGCAGCCAAGAAAUCUCCUUUAAAGAAUGCCGGCAGAAGUCUCCACGAUAUGAGUGAUGAGAGUAGUGAUGACGACGUAGAACAAUCCAGUAAUGUUGCUAAAAAGGAAAACAAAAGUCCUACUAACAAGAAGAAAGCCCCAAGUAAACAGUUGGAAUCAGAUGAUGAAACACAAGGGACAUCUACUGCAAAUAGAGGAAAAGCAGCUGCAGCUACUCCAUCACCAGUCAAAAGAAAGAAACGUGCCAGAAGGUCAUGCCAAUAUGGGUCUAACUGUUAUAGGAAGAACCCUAGCCACAGGGCACAGUUUGCUCACGUUGGAGACUCAGAUUACCAGGAAGAAGAAUCAGCAUCAGAAGACCCAGAUGACGACCGUCCUCAGUGCGAGCAUGGAGUUGAUUGUUACCGUACAAAUAAAAAACACCGCAAAGAAUAUCGCCAUAGCAGGGUUCCACAGCCCAAGAGAAGAGCUAAGUACAGAGCACAAAAAAAGAAGGCAGAUGGGGAAAAGGACUCCGGAGAUGAGUAUGACUAUGACGACCCCUUCCUGAAUGACGAGAGCUCGGAUGACUACGCCCCAACGGACUCAGACUCAGGACUCCCCAAUCGGGAUGCAGAAGAAGAGGACAACACGAGUAGAAUGUUGAAGGAGGCAAAGAAAUUCAUUAGAAAAAGGAGAUGAAGAUGAUACUGUGUUUGUAUCACCUUUUCUUUCAUGUGAGAGCAUUUGCUGCGGUGAUUUGAGAGAUUACCUUUGCAAUGACUUUUGCAAUAUGACUUUAAUAAGAUGAUUCUUAUUAAUUAUGUCUGAUUACAUUUCUUAUCAACUUUUAUAAGAUUUGUUUUUAUUCAUUUUCACUGAAUUUUGCUGCCUUCAACUCUACUUUGUUUUGUUUUUUUAAGGAAAGAGACUUGGUGAAUCGAAUCUAUGCCAUUUAAUGGAUAUCAUUCUAUUCAUUUCAAAAUUAUUUAGCAGAUUGAAGAAUAAUGCAGAACCUUUUUUGAACUAAAGCUGUGGAAAAGUGCUAUGUAGUGACACUGUAAAUGAUACAAAAUCACUCACCAUAUUCCAUCUUUUUGCUGGUUGUUAGCUAGUUAGUCACUGUUUAAUACCAGUUUUUCAUCACAUUUGUAUUGAAAGAAACGUUUUGCAUAAGUAGACUAUGAUAACUGAAGUACACAUUUUGGUACCAGCAUUUCUUGAAGAGGUGAGGAAGAUGAUGUAGUCAGCUUCAUUUUCAUUGACUUUAGUGUUUAAAUUCAAUUGUUCAACUAAAUAUUUCAUACCUCACAUGAAGGGUUGUACCACAAAAUGUUACUUUAUAUUGUCAUGUUGAUGAAAGAGUACCUGUUGUACAGUAUUAUAUACAUACUAUUAGAUGUAACACCCCUGAGAGGAGCAGAUAAGUUUUAAUUGUGGAUUUGGUUAACAUGCUAGAAAAUUGAAAGAUGUGGAACAAUCACUUUAAAAUUACCUGUUGACUACAUCAUCUGGUCCAACUAUUUUCAGCUUCCGAUAGUUUGAUACUCACUUUUAUUCUUAAAUUAACUUUUUUAAGGUCUGUCUGGAUAGAACAGGAACUCACUUCAUAUUUAGAAGGAAUAAUGGAUUUUGUUAUUUUAUGUGUUGUUAGUAUUUGAGACUAAGUUAACAGUUCCAUAAAGCAAAGAAUCGUGUAAAAGGAUUCAUUCAUUACUAUUUUUGGCUCAUGUUAUUAGCAUCCUUAUUGAAAAUACUUCAUUAUUAGUAAUAUUGCUGCAAUAUAUAUAUAUAUUUUUAUAAUGUUAAAAAACACUCUAUGAAUCAUUUAAAGACAAAGGAGUACAAACUCAAAAAAUGUUGACAAUGAUUUGACGUGUACUGUCAUAUAUUCGUGAAUGGGUCACAGACGGUAGGGAAAUUAACUGUGAUAAUAAGGAAUUGGAUCAGAUAUGCUUCUGCACUUUUUUUCUCCUUCUACCCCUUAUUCCUUCAAAGUUAAAUGUCUAAAUUAUAACUCAAUUUUUAAUGUAAGCCUUCAUUGUAGUUUAUGUGAAAUAUAUAAUUUUCAUUAUAUGUCAGGUCAAAACUAGCACAGGUAUAAUGCAAUACAAACCAUGGUGAUCCUACAGUUUGAGUAAAUCAAGGGAAUAUAACAAUUUUGAUAGGUAGCAGUGCUAAGCAUUUCAGUGUCAUGAACUUUUUAUAUAUUCUUCAUUAAUGAUAUGCUUGCUUCUGCAAUAUGAACUAAAUUAAGCCUUUUAUGUGUGUAUGCAUGCAUGCAAGCACAUGGGUAUGAGUGCAUAUGUGUGUGUCUGAUUUAUAAGACUGCACUGUUAAUGAUAUGAUAUUUCUAAUUUUACAUUUGAUUUUGUAUAAAACAACUAUAUGUAUUUGUAUAAGUUUGUAUAUAAAAAUGUUUUAUUCUAUAUAUAAAUGUUGAUUUUCAUUUAAGUCAAGGAAUAUAGUGUAGCUGCUAUAGGAAACAUACCCAGUGAUAUAUUGUGUAUAUUAUCCAGUAACGGAAAUGUUUUUGAGGCCGCUAUAUAAAAGGGAAGUGAUACUUAAAGAAACACAGAUCGUAAUUUAAUAAGAGUUACUCAGUAGUACACAGUAGUUCUUUUCAUAUUCCAUUUUUUUUUUUUUUUUCUCUCUCUUUUUUCUUAGGUGUAAAAAUUGGUUUUAUGUAAAUUUUGUAUUCAUUUUUGUGUGAUAAUGACAAUGCAGCAGGAUUUGCAAAAAUGAAUUUUACCCAUGAACCAAAAAUAUCUGCACAGCUGAUCUGAUAAAUGAUGUAACAUUUUUUUUUAUAAUAAAUUCCAAAAUAUC